CGGUUUCACUAGUGUGUUUACACCGAUCACUACUAAUCCGGACCGAACCGAUCCGGAUUAAGGGGCCGGAGGCGGGUCCUGGGCUCCAGCGGUUCCGACCCCCCCGCCUUCCGCGCCGCACCCGAGUGGCCCCUAGCUGAGCGGGCCCCCACCUCCCGGCCGGGCCUGGGCCCUUCUGCGCCUCCCUUGGCCUUUGUCCGGCGCCAGGAGACCGGUCCCGCGCCCCCCGCGGCCGCCCGGGCCCGGGCCCGCGUCAGGCGCCUGGCUCUGUACGCGAGCCCGGGGAUCUGCGGCCUCCGAGGCCCCCCUCCCCCGCCCGCCCUCUCGUGGAGCCCGGCGCCGGCGGCGGCUGCCCGGGCGGGGGGUUGCGGCGCUCAGGAGAGGCCCCGGCUCCGCCCCGGGCCUGCCCAAGGGGAGAGCAGAGCGGUCCGCAGCCGGGUCGGGUCGGGGCCCCUCCCGGGAGGAGCGUGGAGCGGCGGCGGCGGCGGCAGCGGCGGCAGUAGAAAUGAUGGAAGAAUUGCAUAGCCUGGACCCCCGACGGCAGGAAUUAUUAGAGGCCAGGUUUACUGGAGUUGGUGUUAGUAAGGGGCCACUCAAUAGUGAGUCUUCCAACCAGAGCUUGUGCAGCGUGGGGUCCUUGAGUGAUAAAGAAGUAGAGACUCCUGAGAAAAAACAGAAUGACCAGCGAAACCGGAAAAGAAAAGCUGAACCAUAUGAAACUAGCCAAGGGAAAGGCACUCCUAGGGGACAUAAAAUUAGUGAUUACUUUGAGUUUGCUGGGGGAAGCGGGCCAGGAACCAGCCCUGGCAGAAGUGUUCCACCAGUUGCACGAUCCUCACCGCAACAUUCCUUAUCCAAUCCCUUACCGCGGCGAGUAGAACAGCCUCUCUAUGGUUUAGAUGGCAGUGCUACAAAGGAGGUGUCAGAGGAGCAGUCUGCCCUGCCGACGCUUAUGUCAGUGAUGCUGGCAAAACCUCGGCUCGACACAGAGCAGCUGGCACAGAGGGGAGCUGGCCUCUGCUUCACUUUUGUCUCAGCUCAGCAAAACAGUCCCUCAUCUACGGGAUCUGGCAACACAGAGCAUUCCUGCAGCUCCCAAAAACAGAUCUCCAUCCAGCACAGACAGACCCAGUCUGACCUCACAAUAGAAAAAAUAUCUGCACUAGAAAACAGUAAGAAUUCUGAUUUAGAGAAGAAGGAAGGAAGAAUAGAUGAUUUAUUAAGAGCCAACUGUGAUUUGAGACGGCAGAUUGACGAACAGCAAAAGGUGUUAGAGAAAUACAAAGAACGAUUAAAUCGAUGUGUGACAAUGAGCAAGAAACUGCUUAUAGAAAAGUCAAAACAAGAGAAGAUGGCAUGUAGAGAUAAAAGCAUGCAAGAUCGCUUGAGACUGGGCCACUUUACCACAGUCCGACAUGGGGCUUCGUUUACUGAACAGUGGACAGAUGGUUAUGCUUUCCAGAACCUUAUUAAGCAACAGGAAAGGAUAAAUUCACAGAGGGAAGAGAUAGAAAGACAACGAAAAAUGUUAGCGAAGCGGAAACCUCCUGCCAUGGGACAGGCCCCUCCAGCAACCAAUGAGCAGAAACAGCGGAAAAGCAAGACCAACGGAGCUGAGAAUGAAACGUUAACAUUAGCAGAAUACCAUGAACAAGAAGAAAUCUUCAAACUCAGAUUAGGUCAUCUUAAAAAGGAGGAAGCAGAGAUCCAGGCAGAGCUGGAAAGGCUAGAAAGGGUUAGAAAUCUACAUAUCAGGGAACUAAAAAGGAUACAUAAUGAAGAUAAUUCACAAUUUAAAGAUCAUCCAACGCUAAAUGACAGAUAUUUGUUGUUACAUCUUUUGGGUAGAGGAGGUUUCAGUGAAGUUUACAAGGCAUUUGAUCUAACAGAACAAAGAUACGUAGCUGUGAAAAUUCACCAGUUAAAUAAAAACUGGAGAGAUGAGAAAAAGGAGAAUUACCACAAGCAUGCAUGUAGGGAAUACCGGAUUCACAAAGAACUGGAUCAUCCCAGAAUAGUUAAGCUGUAUGAUUACUUUUCACUGGACACUGACUCGUUUUGUACAGUACUAGAAUACUGUGAGGGAAAUGAUCUGGACUUCUACCUGAAACAGCACAAAUUAAUGUCGGAGAAAGAAGCCCGAUCCAUUAUCAUGCAGAUUGUGAAUGCUUUAAAGUACUUAAAUGAAAUAAAACCUCCUAUCAUACACUAUGACCUCAAACCAGGUAAUAUUCUUUUAGUAAAUGGUACAGCGUGUGGAGAGAUAAAAAUCACAGAUUUUGGUCUUUCCAAGAUAAUGGAUGAUGAUAGCUACAAUUCAGUGGAUGGCAUGGAGCUAACAUCACAAGGUGCUGGUACUUACUGGUAUUUACCGCCAGAGUGUUUUGUGGUUGGGAAAGAACCACCAAAGAUCUCAAAUAAAGUUGACGUCUGGUCAGUGGGUGUGAUCUUCUACCAGUGUCUUUAUGGAAGGAAGCCUUUUGGCCAUAAUCAGUCCCAGCAAGACAUUCUACAAGAAAAUACUAUCCUCAAAGCUACUGAAGUGCAGUUCCCGCCAAAGCCAGUAGUAACACCUGAAGCAAAGGCGUUUAUUCGACGAUGCUUGGCCUACCGAAAGGAGGACCGCAUCGACGUCCAGCAGCUGGCCUGUGACCCCUACUUGCUUCCUCACAUCCGAAAGUCGGUCUCCACGAGUAGCCCUGCUGGAGCUGCUAUCGCGUCAACCUCGGGGGCGUCCAAUAACAGUUCUUCGAAUUGAGACUCACUCCCAGCCACAGACUGUUCGACACACAGAGUGGACAAAUGGCGUUCAGCAGCGGGUUUGGAACAUAGCGAAUCCAAAUGGAUCUCAUGAAACCUGUACCAGGUGCUUUUAUUUUCUUGCUUUUUUCCCAUCCAUAGAGCAUGACAGCAUCGAUUCUCAGUAAGGAGAAACCUCGGGCAGCUCUGGCCAGGCCUCGUAGGAAAAGGCCCCGCCCAAGGUUCCGGCGUCAACGGCCACUGCGUGUGGCUGCUCUGAGUGAGGAAAAAAUUAAAAAGAAAAACUGGUUCCAUGUACUGUGAACUUGAAAACAUGCAGACUCAGGGGGGUCCCUGAUGCAGUGCUUCAGAUGAAGAAUGUGGACUUGAAAAUACAGACUGGGCUAGUCCAGUGUCUAUAUUUAAACUUGUUCUUUUCUUUUAAUAAAGUUUAGGUAACAUCUCCUGAAAAGCUUGUAGCACAAAGGCUCGGCUGGGGAUGGUGUUUGACUUCGGAGGAAAAAAGUUGCUAUUGCCCGUUAAAGGCACUAGAGUUUAGUGUUUUAUCCCUAAAUAAUUUCAAUUUUUAAAAAACAUGCAGCUUCCCUCCCCCCCUUUUUUAUUUUUGAAAGAAUACAUUUGGUCAUAAAGUGAAACCCGUAUUAGCAAGUACGUGGCAAUGUUCAUUCCAAUCAGAUGCAGCUUUCUCCUCCGUCUGGUCUCCUGUUUGCAAUUGCUUCCUUCAUCUCAGUAGGGAAAAAAUUGAGUGGGAGUACUGAGAUGUGUGGGGUUUUGCCAUUGGACAAAGAAUGAGAUUAGAACUCUGCAGCUUGGAGUCUCUCUAGGUUUUCAACUAUUUCUUCACAAUUUGAACACUUGACGGUUGUCCCUUUUAAUUUAUUUGAAGUGCUAUUUUUUUAAAUAAAGGUUCAUCUGUCCAUGCAGUCCUCUUGGAUUCUCUGAAUGUAGUAACCAUUGAAACUGUUCCAAAGGCAGGCAGAACUCAGGCUGGGGAGCCAGUGCUCCAGGGAGCAGGGGUUCCCACCCUCAGACCCCGUGCACUUGCUGAACGGUGUGCGUUUCUCGUUAACAGUGACUUUAAAACUUGAUCAGCACAUAAGCUUUCCUCUGUUAGAUCUUUUGGCAGGAAACAACCUCCAGCCACCUGAAUUAUGUGGGUAUGUGCUGGGGUGUGUGUGUGUGUGUGUGUGCGUGCGCACACGCACACACACACACACACACACACACACACUUUGUCUAACUCACUUUAAUAGAUUCAUUGAGUGAAGUUAAAAAAUAAUCUCAAAGGAAGUAGGUAUUUCAAAUAUGAACAUUCUUUUGGAACUUUUUCUUUUUUUAAUGUGGUUGUUUCUGAGAUGGAUGAUCAGCUGAAGAUAGAGCUGAAAUGGGAGCUGCGUGGCCCCACCAUGCCCUUGAAACAGCAGAACACUCGACAGUAGAAGGGGGAAGGAGGCCAGAGUCUGAACAUGUGGUAGCCAGCUUGGAAUGUUACUGACAUAUGUGGCAAGAGGGCUCAGCCAGAAAUAUUUAAAGAUGCAGCACUCAGGCAUGCGAGUUGCCUGGGCAAGGGGCGGGCUGGGGGCCGGCGGUGGCGGCAGUCAGGAAGGGUAGAGAGCACUCAAAUGACUCACAACUAGUAUUUCUUUUACAUGUGAAGAAUGCCAGUAGUGACACAUUCUCCAGGACCUUUAUGGACCUGCCCCAUUCCCCAGUGUCAGGCUAUGUUAAGGGAGGAUGGAGUGUUCCAGAUUAGAGAGAGGUUCAUGGGCAGGUGUUGUCAUGUGGAACUCUGAAGGGAAGGAAGUCAGCUCCUGAGUGCUUAUUGCCCCCCAGCUUUCCAAAGCAAUCUUAUUGCAAUAUAUAUAUUUACACACAUGUGUGUAUAGUAUCUUUUUCUUCUUUAACCAUUACUUUCAAGCUGCUAAGCAGAGUACCCAUGGGGUCUCAAAGGUUGAGCACAACACUGUAAGGAUGGUGUCUACAUAGGUGAAGAGAUGAAUGAAGUUGAGACCAUGUUUAAACUUACUCAAGACAAUAAGUUCUAUUCCUCUUUUCUUCUCUCUCAUUCAGUGAUCUUGAAGAGUUGUGUUUUGUUUAAUUUCUAACUUUCUUCAUGUUGAAGGGAUGCUGCAUCUUUAAGCCUUCCCUCUAAUUUCCUGCCUCCUUUCCCCCAGGUUCUUAUGAGCCAAGGUGUAGGACUGUAUUUGGUGAUCUGUCUUUUCUGCCCUCAUCCUGAAGAAGGGGUGCCCUCUCUUCGUGCUCUUAUUGGGCCUAGGGCUUGGCUGGAACUGCCUGGGCUUGGUUGAGUCUGGGCACGGCCUCUUUCCAAUGCAUGGAUAAGCCCCGGCGGCAGGCAGAAUGGUGACCUUUUCUAGACUUGUAAGUAGCCAGUGAAAUCACUAAGUGGAGUUCUUCCAUGACAUAUUUUGUUAAUAUGGGUUUCACUUUUUCCAAGGAUAAUCCCUUAUUGCCACAAUGUUGAUUUCCUUUAAACAAUGACAAAAAAAAAAAUGUGUAUUAAUUUGUAAUUAUCCCAGCCAGACUGUUUUGGCCUUUCCCAAUUUGGGGGGUGGGGAGGAUAUUAAAAUAAGUUUUAAGAAGUGA
Messenger RNA from Bubalus bubalis (water buffalo), 5364 nucleotides. It is a transcript of the gene TLK2, whose product is annotated as tousled like kinase 2. NCBI's taxonomy places the organism in Eukaryota, Metazoa, Chordata, Mammalia, Artiodactyla, Bovidae. Gene Ontology annotation, molecular function: ATP binding; protein serine/threonine kinase activity. The record is from RefSeq and is a predicted model, not a curated record. Bases 506 to 2758 code for a protein of 750 amino acids. The transcript has 22 exons. Gene Ontology annotation, biological process: peptidyl-serine phosphorylation; intracellular signal transduction; chromosome segregation. Gene Ontology annotation, cellular component: nucleus.